Messenger RNA from Empidonax traillii (willow flycatcher), 984 nucleotides. RefSeq names its product calcium voltage-gated channel auxiliary subunit beta 1 (gene CACNB1). Gene Ontology annotation, molecular function: high voltage-gated calcium channel activity. NCBI's taxonomy places the organism in Eukaryota, Metazoa, Chordata, Aves, Passeriformes, Tyrannidae. The record is from RefSeq and is a predicted model, not a curated record. Gene Ontology annotation, cellular component: voltage-gated calcium channel complex. The transcript is spliced from 9 exons. The annotation marks the transcript as partial. Gene Ontology annotation, biological process: calcium ion transmembrane transport; regulation of voltage-gated calcium channel activity; chemical synaptic transmission.
GUGUCCCGGCCCCGGCUCGGGCCGUCCCCAGGUGCCCUGGACAUGCCCAGCUUUGCCUUUGACCCCGAUGAGUUAGAGGAGGAGGAGGCCUUGGAGACCCAGCGCUCCCCUAAGAGUAGCGUGAGCAGUGUCACCACCCCCCCCGCCCACAACAAGCGCAUCCCCUUCUUUAGGAAGGCCGAGCACGUGCCCCCCUACGACGUGGUGCCCUCCAUGCGCCCCAUCAUCCUCGUGGGGCCGUCGCUGAAGGGCUACGAGGUCACGGACAUGAUGCAGAAAGCCCUGUUCGACUUCCUGAAGCAUCGCUUUGAUGGCAGGAUCUCCAUCACGCGGGUCACGGCCGACAUCUCCCUGGCCAAGCGCUCCGUGCUCAACAACCCCAGCAAACACACCAUCAUCGAGCGCUCCAGCACCCGCUCCAGCCUGGAUGUCUUGGCCGAGGUGCAGAGCGAGACCGAGCGGAUCUUCGAGCUGGCCCGGACGCUGCAGUUGGUGGCCCUGGACGCCGACACCAUCAACCACCCGGCCCAGCUGGCCAAGACUUCCCUGGCCCCCAUCAUCGUCUACAUCAAAAUCACCUCCCCCAAGGUGCUGCAGCGCCUGGUGAAGUCGCGGGGCAAGUCGCAGGCGAAGCAUCUCAACGUGCAGAUGGUGGCCUCGGACAAGCUGGCGCAGUGCCCACCUGAGAUGUUUGACAUCGUGCUGGACGAGAACCAGCUGGAGGAGGCCUGUGAGCACCUGGCCGAGUACCUGGAGGCCUACUGGAAGGCCACUCACCCCCCCAGCAGCAACCCCCCGAACCCGCUGCUGAACCGCACCAUGGCCUCGGCGGCGCUGGCCGCCAGCCCCGCGCCCGUCUCCAACCUCCAGGUACAGGUGCUCACGUCCCUGCGCAGGAACCUCAACCUGUGGGGCCGAGAGGCCACCCCCAGCCCCCCCGGAGCCCUCGAGGACGCGGCGCUGGGCCGGGUUUAUCGGCACUAG